GGGCCUGGCAGCCCCGGCCGCCUGCACAGCACCCGCCACUCCUGGCGCUGCCGCCCGGCCGGCCCCCGCGGGCCCUGCCUGGCCAUGGCCGCGGCCACCUCCCCUCCCAGGGCCGAGAGGAAGCGCUGGGGCGGGGGCCGCCUGCCAGGCGCCCGGCGGGGCAGUGCGGGCCUGGCCAAGAAGUGCCCCUUCUCAUUGGAGCUGGCCGAGGGCGGCCCGACGGGCGGCGCGCUCUACGCACCUAUCGGCCCUCCCGGAGUCCCGGGGCCCUCGUCCCCCGCCGCGCCCGCCGCGUCCCCCGCCGCCGCCGACCUUGGCCCGCGGCCCCGCGUAAGCCUCGACCCACGCGUCUCCAUCUACAGCGCGCGCCGCCCGCUGCUCGCUCGCACUCACAUCCAGGGCCGCGUCUACAACUUCCUCGAACGCCCCACCGGCUGGAAGUGCUUCGUCUACCACUUUGCUGUCUUCCUCAUCGUGCUGGUCUGCCUCAUCUUCAGUGUGCUGUCCACCAUUGAGCAGUAUGUCGCCCUGGCCACGGGGACCCUCUUCUGGAUGGAGAUCGUCCUGGUCGUGUUCUUCGGGACGGAGUACGCGGUCCGCCUCUGGUCAGCGGGCUGCCGCAGCAAGUACGUGGGCAUCUGGGGCCGGCUGCGCUUUGCCCGGAAGCCUAUCUCCAUCAUUGACCUCAUCGUGGUGGUGGCCUCCAUGGUUGUCCUCUGCGUGGGCUCCAAAGGCCAGGUGUUCGCCACCUCAGCCAUCAGGGGCAUCCGCUUCCUCCAGAUCCUGCGGAUGCUGCACGUCGACCGCCAGGGGGGCACCUGGAGGCUGCUGGGCUCCGUGGUCUUCAUCCACCGCCAGGAGCUGAUCACCACGCUGUACAUUGGCUUCCUGGGCCUCAUCUUCUCCUCCUACUUCGUGUACCUGGCCGAGAAGGACGCUGUCAAUGAGUCCGGCCAAGUGGAGUUCGGCAGCUACGCGGACGCCCUGUGGUGGGGGGUGGUCACCGUCACCACCAUCGGCUACGGGGACAAGGUGCCCCAGACGUGGGUGGGGAAGACCAUCGCCUCCUGCUUCUCCGUCUUCGCCAUCUCCUUCUUCGCGCUCCCGGCGGGGAUUCUCGGCUCCGGUUUUGCCCUGAAGGUCCAGCAGAAGCAGAGGCAGAAGCACUUCAACCGGCAGAUCCCGGCGGCAGCCUCGCUCAUCCAGACGGCGUGGCGGUGCUACGCGGCUGAGAACCCCGACUCCUCCACCUGGAAAAUCUACGUCCGGAAGCCCUCGCGGAGCCAGGCUCUGCUCUCCCCCAGCCCCAAGCCCAAGAAGUCUGUCAUGGUAAAGAAAAAGAAAUUCAAACUGGACAAGGACAACGGGCUGAGUCCGGGGGAGAAGACGCUGGCGGUCCCGCAGAUCACAUGUGACCUCGCGUCGGAGGAGCAGAGGCCUGACCACUUCUCGGUGGAUGGCUGUGACAAUUCUGUGAAAAAGAGCCCCACGCUGCUGGAGGUGAGCACAGCCCAAUUCAUGAGAACCAACAGCUUUGCCGAGGACCUGGACCUGGAAGGGGAGACGCUGCUGGCGCCCAUCACCCACGUGUCACAGCUCCGGGAGCACCAUCGGGCCACCAUCAAGGUCAUUCGACGUAUGCAGUACUUCGUGGCCAAGAAGAAGUUCCAGCAAGCGCGGAAGCCCUACGACGUGCGGGACGUCAUAGAGCAGUACUCCCAAGGCCACCUCAACCUCAUGGUGCGCAUCAAGGAGCUGCAGCGAAGGCUGGACCAGUCCAUUGGGAGGCCUGCUCUCUUCAUCUCCAGCUCAGAGAAGAUCAAGGACCGAGGCAGCAACACAAUCGGCGCCCGCCUGAACCGCGUGGAGGACAAGGUGACGCAGCUGGACCAGAGGCUGGAGCUCAUCACGGACAUGCUGCAGCAGCUGCUCUCCCUGCACCGCGGAGGCGCCCCGGGCAGCCGGGUCCCCGGCGGGGGCGGGGCCCAGGUGGUCCAGCCCUGCAGCGGCGGCUCCAUCAACCCCGAGCUCUUCCUGCCCGGCAACGCGCUGCCCACCUACGAACAGCUGACCGUGCCCGGCAGGGGCCCCGAGGAGGGCUCCUGAUGGGGGCUUGGGGCCCAGGCCUGGGGGGGGGGAGGCCCACCCCACUGCCCACUCAGUGGGGGCACCACCAGGGCUCAGCCACCUCAGCUCGAAGGCCUGAGAGAGCAGCCCAGCUCUCCGAGGCCCUGGACACCCAGUGGGCCUCGCGGCUCUCAAGCCUGGGCUGGGGGGCCCACCAAGACCUCCCGUUCCCAGCCAGCGGGUACUAGAAUUUGGCCAGGCAGGGGCCCUCUGAGGCGGUGGCCCCCCCACGUUGCUUGCAUGAUCCCCGGGACACAGGGUAGGGGUCAGGCCGGCCAUCCUGGGCAUUGGGUUUGUCCCAUGUCCGGCCAGGAAGCAGCCCAGCUGGGUGCAGCCCCCAGGGAGCCUCCCUGAGCGGGGACAAAGGACUGGCCCGGACAGGGUCUGUGGGGACCCCACCCUCAGCCUCAAAUCCAGGGCCCAGUUGGACCCAGGGAGGUGGCAGGCAGGGCAGGGCAGGCCCAGCCCUUGCCAAAUAAAGGACGCGCACAAUCAAGUCCCGUUCAGAGGACCCAGGCCCAGGCCCAGCUCCAUCGCUCUGCAGAGAUGUUGGCGCAGGCCAGGAGCUGUGGAGGGGCUGCUCCUGAGGCCACAGCUUCCGCCCAGAGGGACAGGCCACCACUGUCCCCAGAGCUCGUCACUGGGGGUGGACCAUCCCCCCCAUGGAAUGAGGGUACUUGGGCCCCCCACCUUGGUCUGGCAGCUGCUCCCACCCAUUCCGGAGAAAAGAGGAGGGUGACCCAAGCCCGCUCUGCCUGCGGCCCCGCCUCCAGCCACCCCCACCGCCCACCCCCGCCUGGUCCAAGCAGCGCUAUGGAUGCACUGACCGGCCCCUCCCCAGCCAGACGCCGCCGAGCGAGCCGCAGGGAGCAGAGGGGUGUCCGCGUCUCUAGCCGGACCCGUCGCCUCCUGGGCACGAUGUCUCGCCGAAAUCAGAAUAAUUUGUGGUGAUUUGGAAUCUGUGUUGUCAUGAAUUUCACGGUGUGAUUGUGAGUCUUACUCGCGCAGGUUUUCCCUAAUAAACGUGGAGUCACAAGGU
Messenger RNA from Phacochoerus africanus (Common warthog), 3166 nucleotides. RefSeq names its product potassium voltage-gated channel subfamily Q member 1 (gene KCNQ1). Gene Ontology annotation, biological process: transmembrane transport; potassium ion transport. Gene Ontology annotation, cellular component: voltage-gated potassium channel complex; membrane. The transcript has 16 exons. The record is from RefSeq and is a predicted model, not a curated record. NCBI's taxonomy places the organism in Eukaryota, Metazoa, Chordata, Mammalia, Artiodactyla, Suidae. Gene Ontology annotation, molecular function: voltage-gated potassium channel activity. Bases 85 to 2106 code for a protein of 673 amino acids.